Messenger RNA from Talpa occidentalis (Iberian mole), 2595 nucleotides. It is a transcript of the gene CCSER1, whose product is annotated as coiled-coil serine rich protein 1. The transcript is spliced from 10 exons. Bases 366 to 2588 code for a protein of 740 amino acids. NCBI's taxonomy places the organism in Eukaryota, Metazoa, Chordata, Mammalia, Eulipotyphla, Talpidae. The record is from RefSeq and is a predicted model, not a curated record.
CAAACAGUCGCCGACGGACUGUCAAUCCGCCAGCUCCUCGCCCGCUCGCGCUCGCCCCCCUCCCUGCCGCUCGCUAGCUCAGCAACAUGACUGACUGGGAAGCGGUGGCUCCGGCAAAGCAGCUCCGCUGGCGCAGGCUGGAGGAGCAGGAGGAUUAUUGAAUAACGCAGCUCGACUCUGCUGCGGGGAGUGGAGAGGAGCCCCACAGCCGAAAGGGGCGGGAGGAGGGCAGAGGAGGGGAGCCAGAAAGAAGCCCCGUGCCCCGAAGACAUAAAUCCCCAAGCGCCCGAGAGGAGCCUUAACCAGCGGCGCGGAGCCCUCCAGGCUGCUAAGUUGGCUAUCACAGUGCAGUCCUUGGAGUCCCAAUGGGGGACUCCAGAUCAAGACGAUCUACCCUGGUCUCCCGGUUGCCAAUAUUCAGAAGAAGUAUUAGCAGAAGACAUGACUCUCUUCCUUCUUCACCCUCCUCCAGUAAUACAGUUGGUGUGCACAGUUCCUCUCCUUCCAGCACUAACUCAAGCUCAGGCAGCACAGGUAAACGGAGGAGCAUAUUUCGUACUCCUUCCAUUAGCUUCCACCACAAGAAGGGGGGUGAGCCUAAGCAAGAACCUACCAACCAGAACCUUAGUAUUUCAAAUGGUGCUCAACCUGGUCAUGGCAGUGUGCAAAAGCUGAGUUUGGAAGAACACAUUAAAACCCGGGGGAAACAUUCUGUUGCUUGUAGUGGUUCACGGAAUAAGAAGAUAACAAGAUCUUUGACAGAGGAUUUUGAAAAGGAGCACUCAACCAAUAAGAAUGUUUUCAUAAAUUGCCUAAGUUCUGGAAAAAGUGAGGUGGAUGAUUCUGGAUUCACAGAAGAACCAACUCGCCGUUCUGUUAAGCAGUCAACGAAGAAGCUGCUUACAAAAUCUUUUUCCUCUCACUAUAAAUUUUCUAAGCCAGUUCCACAGAGUCAGUCCAUUUCAUUGGUACAACAGUCUGGAUUCUCAUUGGAAAUUACACAUUACCAAGAGAGAGAACCUGCAUUAGUCAGAGCUUCUCCAUCUUGCUCUAUGGAUGUAACGGAAAGGGCAGGAAGCUCUUUACAAUCUCCAUUGCUCUCUGCUGAUCUUACAACAGUUCAGACACCUUCGGAGUUCUUAGCUUUGACUGAAGAUUCUAUGUCUGAAGCAGACACAUUUCCUAAAAGUGGAAGCAUAGCAUCCCACUGUGGCAACUUUGGUCACAAUGAUUCUACCUCUCAAUUCUCUUCCAAUACUGCUGCUGUUACAAAGACAACAGAGCUUUUAGCAACUGCUCCCUGUGCAAUUAUGUCUCCUGGGAAAUACAGGUUAGAAAGUCGAUAUAGCACUGAAUCUAAUUCCUUACCGGAAACUUCUGCUGCUAAUCAGAAAGAAGUGUUAUUGCAAAUAACUGAAUUAUCUAUGAUGAAUGGAAAAAACUCAGAGACUCACCUAUCAGCAGAUAUGGGAAAAGAAGAACAUAUGGUAUUACAAAAUGGUGAGACAAUGCUGGUGACAAGCUCUCCAAAGAAACUUGGAUUUUAUGAGCAAAAUAAAGCAAUAGCUGAACGUGUUAAAGGGAUUCAUCCUAUUUCAGAUUCAAGGAUAAUACCCUCUUCUGGUGAUCACCAUAUUCUUAACAAAACAUCAUAUGGAUGUGACACAAAUCCUGCCAAAGUUCUUGCCAGUAGCCUCAGUCCAAAUCGUGAAGGAAGAUUCAUAGAGAGGCGGCUGCGAUCUUCAUCAGAAGGAACUGCAGGGAGUAGCAGAAUGAUUUUAAAGCCAAAAGAUGGAAAUGCAGAUGAAAUUAAUAGUCUAAGAAAACAAAGAGCAGGUUCAUCAUCUUCAAAAAUGAACAGCAUGGAUGUUUUGAAUAACUUAGGAUCUUGUGAACUAGAUGAAGAUGAUCUAAUGCUUGAUCUAGAAUUUUUAGAAGAAAAGAAUCUGCAUCCUUCUGUUUGCCGGGAGGACUCAUACCACUCUGUAGUCUCAUGUGCUGCUGUAGUGCUCACUCCCAUGGAACCAACAAUAGAAAUGAAGAAAAGAGAGGAGCUAAAAUUUCCUGAAUCUUCAAAACAGAACCUUUCCCUGAAAUUGACAAAAGACAUUGAUCAGGAAGCCAGAUGUUCCCAUAUCAGUAGAAUGCCCAGCAGCCCCUCCACAGAUUGGUCCUUACAAGGUGUGGAAGAAAAUGGAGGCCUAGACUCCUUGCCAUUCAGACUGAUGUUGCAGGAUUGCACAGCUGUCAAGGCGUUAUUAUUAAAGAUGAAAAGAGUUCUUCAAGAGAGUGCAGAUAUGAGCCCUGCUAGUAGCAGCACUUCACUUCCAGUCAGUCCUCUUACUGAAGAACCAUUGCCUUUCAAGGACAUAAUGAAAGAUGAGUGCUCAGUGCUGAAGCUGCAGCUGAAAGAGAGGGAUGAACUCAUCUCCCAACUUCAGGAAGAGCUGGAAAAAGUUCAGCAUUUGCAGAAGGCUUUUGCUUCAAGAGUAGAUAAAUCUACACAGACUGAACUUCUAGGCUAUGAUGCCCUGUGGAAUCCUACAUGCACUGAAGCUUUACUUAAACCAGUACAUAUUGCAACCUAGGUUAGAU